This is a messenger RNA of Phytophthora nicotianae INRA-310, 1769 nucleotides long. RefSeq lists its product as hypothetical. NCBI's taxonomy places the organism in Eukaryota, Oomycota, Peronosporomycetes, Peronosporales, Peronosporaceae. The transcript has 3 exons. Bases 36 to 1640 code for a protein of 534 amino acids. The record is from RefSeq and is a predicted model, not a curated record. Gene Ontology annotation, molecular function: structural constituent of nuclear pore. Gene Ontology annotation, biological process: nucleocytoplasmic transport. Gene Ontology annotation, cellular component: nuclear pore.
UGGUGUGCGCUCAAUCAAGUCACCAGCCAGUCCCCAUGGCCUUCUCCUUCGGCGGCACCGCUGCGGCGCCUGCCGCCUCCUCCGGCUUCAGCUUCGGCUCCACGCCAGCCGCCCCCGCCGCCUCGUCGGGCUUCAGUUUCGGUGCGACGUCUGCGGCUCCAGCCGCAUCCAGUGGCUUCAGCUUCGGCGGAUCUUCGGCUGCUCCUGCUGCUUCCAGUGGCUUCAGCUUUGGCGCUACCCCGGCUGCGCCAGCGGCCUCCAGUGGCUUCAGUUUUGGCGCUACCCCGGCGGCUCCAGCGGCCUCCAGUGGCUUCAGCUUCGGCGCGAAACCUGCCUCGACGCCCUCUACAGGCUUCAGCUUCGGAGCGUCGACCGCUCCAGCGUCUACUGCCCCCAGUCUCUUUGGAACAACAGGGACGGCCACAACGACGCCUGCGCCCACAGGAUUCGGCUUCGGAGGCUUCGGAACGCAGCAACCAGCGGCGACAGGAGGCUUUGGAGGCUUCGGCACGGCACAACCUGCAGCUGCAACUCAACCAGCUGGCCCUCCGAUCACAUUGGAGACGGCGUUCGAGGCGCUACCGGAUGACGUCAAGAAGAACAUGACGCAGUUCCACGCCUUCCUCAAGGAGCAGGACCAGUCGGACGCCUUCCUCAAGACUGUGUCACCCCGUCAAAUGGAGGUUUUACGCGAGAAUAUGGCCAAGUUGGAGCAGGAAGUACUGGCACGACGCAACCGGCAGGACCGCCAGACUGCCGCGGUACAGCAUGUGCGUCAGGAUGUCCGCCAGUUGCUCCAUCAAGUGGAUGCAGCUACUCUAACUCGUCGAAGUCUGGACAGCAGCAACGGUGGCACACCCAACAUGUACCACGUCAUGCGACGCGUAGAGAUGCCUUCGCCGUAUUACUGGGAGUUGCUGGACCACUACGAACAGAAGAUGGCGGCUAUCAAGGCGCAGAUCGAAGACGUGGAGGCGCAGUUUAAGCCGCUUUACGAUGGCCGGAGUAACGCCAACGCAACUGGAGCUGGAGCCCCCGCGCCUGCCCAACUGCAGCAGAUUUUACUUGCACAGAACGCUGCACUCAUGCAGGCUGCAGCUCGCGUGGCGGAAGUGCACGAGAAGGCUGAGGAACUGCGGCAAUUGUUCCUGACUAAGAUGCGAGAAGACCUGGCUCGACAUGGUGAGAAGAACCCGGCAGCUUUCCAGAACCCGUUCGACAAGCGUAAGAAGAGCAGCGAGGCAGAUAAACGCCAGGCGAUCGACAAGAUCCGCUUCCGUACCAGUGUCGCGCCUACAAUCGUGACUCCGCAGCCAGCUGCAGCUCCUGCUACAGGGUUUGGCUUCGGGACGACAGCGUCCACAGCUACUACUGCUCCGACUAGCGGCUUCAGUUUCGGCUCGACAGCUGCGUCUGCGCCAGCUAAGACCGUGUCGUUCAACCUCACAAGCACCACAGCCACGUCCGUCGCUCCCCCUGCCACCACUACUAGCAUUACGGCUGCACCGCUGGCGACGGGAUUCACAGCGCCCACAGUAGCUACAAGCGGCUUUGGCUCGUCAUUCCUUCCGUCCGCUACUGACACUUCGGCCGCGGUCGGCAGCAAACGUAGUGGCCGCGCUCAAAAGAUGCGGAAGUAGAGUCGGUAAACUACCGUAAUAAAUGACUACAUUUGGACGAAGAAAUGGAAGCGUGUACUAAAAUAUCUUACCGUUUCCCAGAAGAAAAAAAUAGUAAAAACAACAAAUGCAAGUAAUGAAAGCGCCAAA